Paramuricea clavata is the source of this 8287-nucleotide messenger RNA. The record is from the annotation of a GenBank genome assembly. NCBI's taxonomy places the organism in Eukaryota, Metazoa, Cnidaria, Anthozoa, Malacalcyonacea, Plexauridae.
AUGCAUAACGAGUUCGCUGAAAAUGUUAUGUUCUUGUUGCAGGUAUUUGUUGUUAAAGAACAACAUAAAUGCACACUAUACUUUUAAAAACAUGACACGUAUAUCAAAUUAACUAAAAUAUCUCGAAAUGAAGCAACGGAACGAAAAACUGCAAAAGCAAUACACUAUCCUUUUUAUAAUUAUUUUAAAUACGCCAAUUAACAAAAGAUUUCGUUUCAUAUUCUAAGAGAAACAGUUGUCUCCAGAAAAUAUCAUUACAGUAUUUUCACCAGAACGUGAGCCAAUUUUAACAAUUGAGGAUAUUAACCUGCAUGAAAGUUUACGUUUAACACCACAAUUCAAAUUAAAGUUGAAAAUUGUUUAUUCAUUUAUAGGUAUUAAUGUAAUCUAAUUCUUCUUUGGUAUUUAUAAAUAAAAAUGUUAGCCACUUAUCAUUUGUAAAGUACCUAUUGCUGUGUAAAGAAUGAAUGGUAUUAUAUUAAAAAAACUUCCUAUAUAUAGGUUGUUACAAAAACGUCCUCAAUUCGAAAUGCUGGGGUAUAUAAACCCACGUCCAAAUGCAGUUUUAGUCAAACUACAAGAGAGGCUAGCGUUGGAAACAACAUCAAGGUAAGGCAUUAUUUGAUUUAAUUUAUUUUUUGUUAAUUUGAUAUCAUCUUCAACUUUAUAGUAAAGAUUUGUGGGUAAUGUUCCAAAUUUUGCAGACAGCAAACAAAAUUUUUUGUUUAAUGUAUUCUUUAUAAGAAAAUCUUGCUUGGUAAAAGUCGAAACUCUUUUCUUGGAUGGAUGGAAGCCAAAAACGUUGCGCAGAAAAUUAUUCAAAUUUUCUCUUAAAGAUUUCAGCCCAAAUAAGUCGCAGUCCAAAACUAUUUUUUCCUUUAGUAUUAUUUUGGCCUUCUGCCAUACAGAUAAAGUAAUCUUUUAGUCUUAAACGGAGAUAUUUUUUUAGAUUUUAAAGGUUUUUAUAUGUUAUAUUUCCGCACAACAUUGAAAUAUAUUAACGAACUGCAAAAUUAUCAUUUGACGCAAAAUCGUCACGUUCAAUUUCAAAUGGCCUUCAAAUGAUCUUGCAAAUCUGGAUAAACUUUUCAUCAUUAACUAAGUAUUUAUAUUUCAGUUAUGGGAAAAAUUGAUAACGAAGCCUGCGAAUUACUGCAAUUAUAAUUAAACUUCCGGACAAAUACAUUUUAUGGACAAUAAGUUCAGAAAACUGGCCAAACGUUGGUUAGUUUGCAUGCAGACAACUACUUGCAGAUAGCCAACUUCCAAAUCAUGUUGGAAGAAAAAUGUGAUAUAGUUAAUAACUAUAUAAUUAUAUAUAUACUCGAAUUCCAUUUUAGUGACCCGAUUUGAAGUUGAAGAACAUGGCGAUGACUUGGGCAAUUUUUCUUGCCGUACUUGUGAGUUUCGAAAUUAAAAUACAUUUUAAAGAUAAAUUCAUAGCUUAGUGGUGUUCAGGCCAGUAAACUAUUCGAAGUGGUUUGUAUAAAAACAAUCCAAAUUCGGCGACUUAAAUUUAUCGAAAAGUGAUUGGCUGCUGAGGUUUUUCAGGUUGCAAAAAAGCGACUGUCUUAUUCCUUUUGUAGCAGCAAACGCACGUCAAAGACCCCAAAAUAUCGACUGUUUGAGGCAACAAUUUCGCUGAUUGCACGAAGGGUACCAUUCGGAACAUGUAGGAUUUUAGGUAAUCUUAAAGCCUAAAAAUCGUUGAUGGUUUGUGUGAGAGAAGACGUGCAUGGUUAUUUAAAUACUGCAUGUUUUUAAAUAAACACUUAUUAUAUUGCGAAAAUAUAACGAGAAAUUCUCUUUCCUGUCGUUUCGCCAUUGCUCAAGUAACUUGCCGGUAUGAACCGAAGAUACAUGGAGGUUGUAACGAACGCGCGAUCCAAUCAUAUCAAAGAACAAGGGAAGAACAAAUUAAUUAGCCACUCUUCCCCCCCCCCCCUGGGAAAAGACUUGUUGACCGUUCUACAUUACGAAUUUCUACGCCAUAGUUUAUUUAAAUUUGUUAAAAUGAGCGUAAUCUAGCUACAACGCGAAAUUCGCUUUCCCUGUCGUUUAUCUUCUUCGAGGGGCAGCCAUAUUUGUUACGAUAGACACACCGAUGGUCCAGCGAACACGCGCGCCAAUUAUAUUGACCAAUCUACAUUAGAAAUUAUAUACGUCAUGACUCGUUUCAGGCGGCACACUGUGCGGACACCCGAGGUGAUGAACUGGAAAAUACUAUAUUUAACAGGGCGAUGAGGGUAAGUGCUGAAUCACGUAGAAUAUACGAGAGCGAUAUAGUACAGAGAAGAAUUAGACGAUAGCUAUUAUAGUUUAAUUUAACGUAUAUUUUGUCAUCCAAACUUAUUUUCUGUUCACAUGCAAGAAAAUGUACACAUCCUUAUAAUAAUCAUAAAAAAUUUUUAAUUUAAAGAUGUUCAGUUCACAAAUCGCAAUUGCUGUGUAUGCACGGAAGUUAAAAAAUAUUUGUGAACGUAUAUCUAGUAAAUAGAGAAAAAAUCACAAUUGUUACAUUAUUGCAAUUAUAACAUGUGAGUUUUUUUCCAAAAUGUUGCAACACAAUGCAUAUACGUAUUACUGCAUGCAGUUUUCCAAGAUAUGCGCGACCAUCUCACCCAAAAAGGUCGAGAGGAUAACUAAACUUGUUUUUGACAUUUAAUCACGGUCACUGUUAUUCAAUAUCAGAAACAGUGGCGUUGCCAGCACGACAAUUCAGUCCCGCUAUGCAUGCAAAUUCAAAAUUAUUAUCAUUAUUCCUUUUUUAGACUCGAAUUGUUUGUUUUCACAAUCGAUGAAAAGUACGAAAAUAGUAGCAAAGCGGAUUAAAUGGUCGGGGUGGCUACGCUACUGAUCAGGAACGUCAACAACUGAACAAGGCCCGCCAAAUUGGCCGGUAUUUUAUAAACAUGAUGAUUCAUCGAGUUGAUAAUUGUACCGUUCGUGAUUCGAAUUUGGCGCGCUUUGUUCAGUUGCUAACGUUUUUUACAUUAGUAACCGCGCUCAAACACAACUAUCAAUAUUUUUUGAGUGAGGCUGUAAAUAUUCAAGUAAUUAAUUGACAUGAAAAAUUCAUUUUGUAGUACAAGGAGCAAACUGACCUUGAUCAAAAUGACUUUGCUAAAGAUGACGCUGCUAUUGCAAAGCGUACAGUCGGUAAAUAGAUUAGUACAAAAAUUCAUAGGUGACGGGGGAAGAGCCUGUUCUAUUUUUUGGCAAAUCAGCAGCCGGCGGAAUCCUAGCGUUUUCUGCAAUCUGAUUGGAUGCAGCAGUGGGCGAAAUUUUACGAUAUUUGACCACGGUCCGGAAUCCUAUACGUAAUGGCCGAAGCAAAGCAAACAUUUUUUGUAUGUUUGUUUUAAAACUGAAAAAUAUGAAUAUGUAAUUUUGAAAUAAUUUUCAUGAUGGAUAAAAUAAUUGUACUGUAUUUUGAUUGAAUUGUUUCUUUUCUAAAGUAAAAUAAUUAAAUAUCAAAAUUUUUUUAUUGUUUUGUUUUCUAUAUGGUCAAUCUAAUAAAACCGUUGUCUUUUGCCUUUGAGUCCUCGACAAAAAGAAUAAAUACGUUAUUUACCGUUUAGGUCGGUCCGGAUAGAAAAAUAUAAAAAUACAAUAACAAAAAAGAGUGGCCGGGUCACCGCAACAGCUUAUUGCCAAUUACUGCGGACCCAAUUAGUUACAAUCAACCAAACAACAGACAUUCAACUGGACAGACUAACAAACCUUUGAACAAACAAUAUUAGUUACUAAAAGCAGCAGGAUAUCGGAUAUGUAAGACUUGCUACACGGUUACCUUUCAGGCAUAUAGUUUUAAAUGUUCGAGGAUUAUCAGGAUUAUAAUUAACUUCUAAAGAUUUGUGAUAGUAUUCCAGUAAGGCUGAUCUAAAGGAAUUGAAGCAGUUCGUGUCAUAAUUUAGUUCAUCUACGAGAGAGUUCCAUAUUCGACACGUUCUGACAGAAAACGACUGCUGGUAGGUACUGAUUUUACAUUCGCGGACAAGAUAUUUAGCGUUAUUACUUGAUGAUGAUCGUGUCGUUCUUUGCAUAACAUGAAUGUCAGGAAGGUUAGAACGCUGCACAAGAAUCGGUGGGCCGCAAGUUCGAUUCCUAGCAGAGUGCCUGCAUAGUUGCAUUUUUCGCAGCUGUGCCUUGGAAGGCCUAAAUUAAUGUUGAACUCUCAUUGCCUGUGAAGGUAGUGCCUAUGAAUAAAAAGCUUUCGUUGGUAGCGAUGCAACUAUCUCAAAAAUAUCAGGACAAUUUCGACACUUCGAACGAUCCGGCCCUUUACAUCAAUCAAUUACGUUUACAUCCUAAGCCACUCCAUGAAUAUAACUAUAUACUUUACAUUCUGACAGGGGAAGUCGGAGUGAGUUAUGUCCGAUGGGGUAGAAAGACCUGUCCAAACACCCUUGGAACUACAUUGGUGUAUGAAGGUAAGAAUGAAACUGUUCUUUUCGUGCCACAGCGAGUUUUUCGACCUACCAGUAUAUAUUAGAGGCGUGAACUAUAAUCUCGAAAAAAGUCCAUUUGGAUAUUCAUAUAUAUGUGCUUUGUAUCACAUCCAUUAUUAUAAAUUAACUUUCCUUCGGCGCCAUUGCAACUGGCUGUUGAUUCCAUGCAGCUAAAUGAGACGAUGCCGGAAAAUAUGUAUUAUAAUUUGAUCCCUAUUGAAUAAAUUGAUCACUAUCGUAGCUAAUACGGUUCAAUGAACCAGAAAAUUGAACCCGGAACAUCAGGUUAUCCCAAACAGAGUUAGUUUUAUAUUAAUAAAAAAAUUUUUUACCAGGGUGUUUGCGAGUGCAACGACAACUUUAUUUAAAUUUUGUUAAAUUUGGAUGAAAUUUGGAUGAAAAAUUAGUAUUGUUUUGCCGGGCAGAGUAAACGUAAUACGGAAUUAGUCCAUUCUUACAAUUUAUGCAAUUCAAUGAAAAACUUAACAUUAUUUGCUGAGGAAUGUAUACAGUCUUCCAGUGCAUCUAGUUGUGACAAGGAGUAAUUGUAGGACUAAUUGGCAAUUUGUUCAGAAUGCUGUGCGAAUGAAAUGUUAUGGAUUUUAAGUACUAAUUAAAACAAUGGUAGGAGUGCAAUCGCGCAAUUUGAUUGGCUGCUGACGAGGCAGGAUUUUCCCGAAUUGCCCACGGGCAAUACGCAAUUUUUUUGCCCCGCUACAAGAGCCGAGUUUCAAACGGCAAAAAGUGUCUAAAAGUCUUUCAAAACUAUUCAAAACGAAGAAAAAUAAACCUAAACUAAAGAAAAGGAGCACCUUCUUUGGAUAAAGAACUUUCUCAAUAUGUUUUUGUUAGCGAAAGUCGAAAUUGCAAGGUAAAUUUUACAAUGUUUAUAACUAUUAAAGAAGUCAGGAAUAGCUGUGUUUUGACUUUGUGAAGAGCUGCAAAUCUUAUUUGCAGAUAGCCGAGGAAUUUGACACCAUCCUAAAUAAAAAUACAACUAAAGCAGCUACAGAUUUAUAUUUUCCCCUGAAAUUUCUGGGGUUUUUCGAUAAAAAGAGAUAUACUUAUGAGUGAAGCGAACUAAAACCGUACUUGUCCAUACUGUUUAUUAAUUUUAUUGGUUUCAUAUUUGUUGUCUUUGUCUUUGAUUAAAUGACGAAAUACCUCGUAUUUUUCUUGAAAUACUAUCCAACUGUGUUAGUAUUCUAUAUAAAAAUUGCUGUAGAGUAGUUUUACUAACCAAGCUUGAGAACAUUUUUUACAAUUGUUCUUUUUUGCAAAUGUUUCGCACUUUGUACUUUGCCCUCGCGUGACCUUUUUUACCCAUUUUUUACAAACGUACAAUGCCAUAUAAUAAAAAACUUACUGACCUCAACCGAUCGGGCAGUACGGGAAAAUAUCCAACCUCGGUCUUGCUGUAUUGACCUCGCUAUCGCUCGGUCAAUACAGCAAGACCUCGGUUGGAUAUUUUCCCGUACUGCCCUCACUCUCGGUCAGUAAGUUAUUAAUCAUAUUAAAGGGAAAUGGCAAUAUAAAUUUUUAUUUUCUCAUUUGAAAGAACUUUUGAAACUAUGUAAUAACUUAUUUUACCGAUUCUUCAUAUCUUACUUAGUUCUUGAAAUAUUUUCACUUAAGUAAUGAGAUGUCCGCCAUCUUGGAUAAUUUUUUGAUCUCAUUAACGGUUGUUUUGGUGAAGGUUACGACAUGGAUUAACCACAUAAAAGUAUUCGGCUUGCUGACCAAAUAUUAAUUGGUAGGUGUUUUAAAGGUUUUAAGUGAUGUUGAUAUUUCCAAGGGCAUACAGAGUAUAAUUUUGAGUGCAAAAUGAUCAGUGGUUGUCAAGAUAAAAGUAUUGCGUGCAAGCCCCUGUUGUGACGUAACAUGCAUAUUUACAAAAUCGAAGAUGGCGGACAUUUCAUUUCUUUCGAUUAAAAUAUUUCUAAAAGUAAGCUCGAUGUGAAAAAACGGUAAAAGAGUUUUAUAUAUGGUUUUAAAUGUUCCUUCAAACGAGAAUAUAAAAAAUAUAGUGCUAUUUCCCUUUAAAUGAAAAAUAGGUUAUAAUGUACCGGGUGUCCCAAAAAAAAGUACUCCGGUUUGAUUCGAAAUAACUUCUAAACAAGUAAAGCUUUUAAAGAGAAAUAACUUGCAUCAAAUAGAGGAAGGACUAACUUAGAUUAUGAUAUAUUACAGUUGUAUUUCACCUAAAAAUUCACGGAGAUAUUAAUGUUUAAAAUCGGGAGCAUAUUUCUUGAUGUGUCUGAAAUAUGCCAAAAACAGCGUAUCAAAUAUUAAUCAAGAUUUACCCGACUGAAACAUGCACUAUUACCUGUAAAUAAAUGACACUUGACAAAUUGUUUAUUAUGAAACAAAGUAUUAUUAUCUACAAAAUACAAGCAAGAUUUAUUCGUCCGAUAUCCGCGUGUGUUCCUAGCACGAAUACGUUUCCUUAUUUCAUGAGACCACUGCAUCGUGAAGGAUCGUCAUGGAUCGUUCGUAGUUCUGAAUUAGGGCAUGCUGUCACAUUGGAAUUGUGAAUUUUCUAACUUCACAUUGAAUGAAUUUUCUAACUUCUGCAACGUUCUGAAAUCUUGUUAAGAACACCCAAACUCUUUUGCCUUUCUUAAUCUUGGCAAGUUCAGAAUAAACUGAGAAUGCAACACAAUCAAACCAUACAACUCCUUAAGCAAAGACAUAACAAGCAUGCAACUCCCCAGAGACAUCCAACAUUUUUGGAACAAAACGUAACAAAAUAGUAGCUUUGAUACUGUGAUGUGUAUUUGCAAAAAGCAAUAUUAUUUCCUCCAUUAAAGAACAAUAUUAAUCCUGCUCUAACCGAGAAAUAAUCAACUUUGUUUUGAACCCAUGAAAAACAUAAAAAAUAGGUUAUUUAAGAAAAAUUGAAGCGCCUGCCUUGCAUGGUCUUUCAGUACCUUAAGUUUGCAAAGACCUAUUAAAUACUUACAUAAUUUCGAACGUUCAUAUUUCAGGAAACAAUAAGUUAAGACUUACAUGUAAGAUGUCUAAAUCUACGCCAUAUCCCUUACAAACCCUAACGACAAUUCGUUGAAAUACAAUUUACCCUGAUAUGUCAUUAAGCAAACAAACGCUGGAGUUAAAAUUUAAUACGCCGAUUUUCGCUAAUUUUAGACACAUCCCAAAAUAUGCUCCCGAUUUUGAACAUUAAUAUCUCCGUGAAUUUUUGAGUAAAAUACAACUGUAAUAUAUCAAAAUCUAAGUUAGUCCUUCCUCUAUUUAAUGCAAGUUAUUUCUGUUUGAUAGCUUUCCUUGUUUAGAAGUUAUUAUAAAUCAAACCCGAGUACUUUUUUUUGGGACACCCGGUAUAUAUUUCUUUUUCUAUAGGCCUCGUUGGGGGUUCGUUUUAUACAGAACAAGGUGGUGCUUCUGAUUACCUGUGUUUGCCAUUGAACCCAAUAUAUGGUCUAUAUAAAUCUGGUAAUCAAGAAUCUCGUGCUCGCAUUUAUGGCGCUGAAUAUCAAUCAGAAUCUGAUGGCAUAUUUCCCAGCAGCCUGUACCAGCACGAUGUUCCUUGUUCCGUGUGUCAUGUGACCAAUCGUGCUUCUCAAAUUAUGAUACCUGCUCGUAACGUUUGCCCGAGUGGAUGGACACGUGAAUACCAAGGAUACCUCAUGGCGGAAAAAUAUUCUCACUGUCGUACAAUGCAUACAUGUGUGGAUAAAGACCCUGAAUACAUACCAGGAAGCAGUGCCAAUGCCAACGGAGCAUUAUUUUAUUUCGUUGAAGGAAAAUGUGGCUCACUUCCCUGCCUACCAUAUGUCGACGGACGUGAGCUGACAUGCGCUGUAUGCACUCGUUAA